This is a messenger RNA of Odobenus rosmarus divergens (Pacific walrus), 1788 nucleotides long. RefSeq names its product solute carrier family 16, member 14 (monocarboxylic acid transporter 14) (gene SLC16A14). The transcript is spliced from 5 exons. The record is from RefSeq and is a predicted model, not a curated record. Gene Ontology annotation, molecular function: monocarboxylic acid transmembrane transporter activity. NCBI's taxonomy places the organism in Eukaryota, Metazoa, Chordata, Mammalia, Carnivora, Odobenidae. Bases 201 to 1733 code for a protein of 510 amino acids. Gene Ontology annotation, biological process: monocarboxylic acid transport; transmembrane transport.
ACCGAGCGCACAGAGCCGGCAGGAGAGCCGAGCCGCAGCCACCGGCAUCUCCAUCCAGGAUGCUGGGCGACAUUGCAACAGCUCUCUACGCCCAGCCGCUCAGGGGGCUCCGAGGCAAACAGCAAGUUCGGGGAUCGGGGCCCGGAGCCGAGUGAGGCCGAAGCCCCGCGCAGCGCGCGGGCGGUGAAAAAUCUUGGAAAAUGUAUACAAGUCAUGAAGAUAUUGGGUAUGAUUUUGAAGAUGACCCCAAAGAUAAGAAGACACUUAAGCCCCACCCAAACAUUGACAGUGGAUGGGCUUGGAUGGUGGUUCUUUCCUCCUUCUUUGUGCACAUCCUCAUCAUGGGCUCCCAGAUGGCCCUGGGAGUCCUCAACGUGGAAUGGCUUGAGGAAUUCCAUCAGAGCCGCGGCCUGACUGCAUGGGUCAGCUCCCUCAGCAUGGGCAUCACCUUGAUUGUGGGACCUUUCAUCGGCUUGUUCAUUAACACCUGUGGGUGUCGCCGGACGGCAAUAAUCGGAGGGCUGGUGAACUCGCUCGGCUGGGUACUGAGCGCCUAUGCCGCAAACGUGCAUUAUCUCUUUAUUACCUUUGGAGUGACAGCUGGCUUUGGAAGCGGCAUGGCCUACCUGCCGGCCGUGGUCAUGGUGGGGAGGUACUUCCAGAAGAGACGCGCCCUUGCCCAGGGCCUCAGCACCACCGGGACGGGGUUCGGCACCUUCCUCAUGACCGUGUUGCUCAAGUACCUGUGCGCGGAGUACGGAUGGCGGAAUGCGAUGUUCAUCCAAGGCGCCGUGUCCUUAAACCUGUGUGUCUGCGGGGCGCUCAUGAGGCCCCUCUCUCCUGGGAAGGACCGGAACGACACGGGAGAGAAAGAUCCGCAGGUCGUGCUGGGUCCCUCCCCUGGCUGGAAGUCAAGUGGGCCGCCGGGCGGAGCAGAAGAGAAGGGUGCGGGGCCCGGGAACGAGGAGGAGCCGGUGGGUGACCUCCCCGCCCAGGCGGGCCCGGAGAAGGCCGAGCACCCACAGAACCUGUGCGCCCUCCGAGUUCUGAAGACGGCCAGCCAGCUGACCGUGAGAGUCAGGAGGGGCUUCCGGGACUGGUACUCGGGCUACUUUGGCACAGCCUCGCUCUUUACCAAUCGAAUGUUUGUCGCCUUUAUUUUCUGGGCUCUGUUUGCAUACAGCAGCUUUGUCAUCCCUUUCAUCCACCUCCCGGAAAUCGUCAAUCUGUAUAAUUUAUCGGAGCAAAACGAUGUUUUCCCUCUGACUUCAAUUAUAGCAAUAGUGCAUAUCUUUGCAAAAGUGAUCCUGGGCGUUGUGGCCGACUUACCUUGCAUCAGCGUUUGGAAUGUCUUCCUGAUGGCCAACUUCACCCUUGUCCUCAGUAUUUUCAUUCUCCCACUGAUGCACACGUAUGCUGGCCUGGCGGUCAUCUGCGCACUGAUAGGCUUUUCCAGCGGUUAUUUCUCCCUCAUGCCCGUAGUGACCGAAGACUUGGUGGGGAUUGAGCACCUGGCCAAUGCCUACGGGAUCAUCAUCUGUGCCAAUGGCAUCUCCGCGCUGCUGGGACCACCUUUUGCAGGCUGGAUCUAUGACAUCACAGAAAAAUAUGAUUUUUCCUUCUAUAUAUGUGGCUUACUUUACAUGGUAGGGAUACUCUUUUUACUCAUUCAGCCGUGUAUUCAAAUGAUAGAACAAUCCAGAAAAAAAUACAUGGACGGUGCACACGUUUAGCGUCAUGUUCUGUUUCCUGUAAGAUUUCUUUGGGGUACCUAUGCCUACCUCACAU